Endocarpon pusillum Z07020 is the source of this 1857-nucleotide messenger RNA. RefSeq lists its product as uncharacterized. Gene Ontology annotation, molecular function: transmembrane transporter activity. Lineage: Eukaryota; Fungi; Ascomycota; Eurotiomycetes; Verrucariales; Verrucariaceae. The record is from RefSeq and is a predicted model, not a curated record. Gene Ontology annotation, biological process: transmembrane transport. The transcript is spliced from 2 exons. Bases 1 to 1857 code for a protein of 618 amino acids.
AUGACUCGGACUACGCCGAAGUUGCCCAAGCAGCAACUCUUGAUUCUUGCAAUAUGUCGAUUUGCUGAGCCGAUUGCUCUGACUUCAGUUUUUCCAUACCUUCCUGAAAUGAUAGAGUCCUUCAAUGUGCCCACCGACAAAAUUGCACAAUGGGCUGGCACUACGUCUGCCAUCUUCUCCCUAUCUCAGUCACUUACGGGCAUCUGGUGGGGCCGAGCAUCUGAUCGAUUUGGACGGAAACCCACUAUUAUAGUAGGCUUGCUUUGCACCAUGGCAUCCAGCCUGCUGUUUGGCUUCUCGAAGACUCUCCUCUGGGCACUUCUGGCACGAGCACUGGGAGGCUUAGCAAAUGGUAACGUGGGCACCAUUAGGACUGCGGUUGCAGAACUGGUCCCUCAGAAAGAGCUUCAACCACGGGCAUUUUCUAUCAUGCCGAUGGUUUGGCAAACUGGAAGCAUUCUUGGACCGGCUUUUGGGGGAGCCCUCGUUCAUCCUAAUGAACAUUUCCCCGGCUUGUUCCAUGAUAACUCCUUUUUCCGGCGGAAUCCUUUUUGUCUCCCUGGCCUUGUUGCUGGAAUAUUCUUCUUGGUUGGGAUUCUGUCUGGGCUUUUAUUUCUGCAGGAGACCCUUGAGGCUAAAAAGCAUAGAACAGACUAUGGUCUCAUGCUUGGAUCUGCACUUACAACAUCAUGCUCAAAGAGAAAAGUAAGACGGUGGCCCAAAUCGUGGCAGUCUUCAGAUGACGAGUCUCGUCCAUUCUUGGAUGAAGAGCCAGCCGGAGAGCCUGGCACACCUAUGUCAAGAACGAGGUCGUUCAAAAAGCAGAUUCCCAGUAAAGAGCCUGGAUAUCGAGACGUCUUUACCCGACAAUCAAGCAUCAACCUUUGUGCUUACACUUUGCUGGCAAUGCAUUCAGUUGCCUAUGACCAACUAGUCCCAGUUUUCAUGCAUCAUCCACAACAGAACAUCAAAAAUCCUGAUGUACACUUGCCCCUCAAAUUUGCAGGUGGAUUUGGCAUCAAUUCCGGCAGAAUAGGAGCUCUUUCUACCAUUUACGGGGUUUUCGGCAUGCUCAUUCAAUUCACAGUCUUCCCUCCGCUCGCUCGGAAGUUCGGGGUACUGAGGUGUUUCAAGUCAACUGUACUUAGUUUUCCAAUCAUCUACGUCCUGACCCCGUUCACUUCUUUGCUCCCUACGCAAUUCGUGCAGCAGACUGUUAUGCUAGCGCUAAUGCUUUGUAAGGGAUGGUUAUGUGUCUUUGCUUUUCCUUGCUCCACAAUAUUAUUGACAAAUUCUGCCGUAAGUCUGAAGAUCCUCGGAACGUUGAAUGGAGUUUCUACUAGCAUUUCAGCAAUUGGUCGAGCUGCUGGCCCAGCUCUUUGUGGUGUUGCAUUCACAGCUGGUGUCGACAAAGGCUAUAUCAUUGCGCCAUGGUGGCUAUUGGCGAUUAUAUCGAUUUUUGCUGCAAUUCCGGUCUUUUGGCUUAUUGAAAUGGAAGGUUUUGGAAGCAAAGAUAAGGAGGAGGAGGAUGCCAAUGGUUCAGAGGAAGAAGAGGUGCGCGGAGAGUCCAACAAUACUUUUUCUACCCCUGAAGCAAAUCUGCAUAAGAAACUGUCUACUGCGGCAGCAGACGAAGAUGCCGUAGUUGACGAGCCAGAAGAAUGCUUGGACGAUGGUUCACCGCUGAGGAAGACACUGUCUUAUAGUAGCACACGCGGAUGCUUCAAAAGUGGUUCGAAACCGUUGCCUCCAAUCGGCAUGGGCGAGGGCAUUAUUCCUCGAAGUGCAAAAAGACUGAGCAGCGAUCUUGGUGCUAAAAGAAGUGGACUUGGGACGGGAGUGACAAUGGUUCAAUGA